This is a messenger RNA of Camelina sativa (false flax), 934 nucleotides long. RefSeq lists its product as uncharacterized. NCBI's taxonomy places the organism in Eukaryota, Viridiplantae, Streptophyta, Magnoliopsida, Brassicales, Brassicaceae. The record is from RefSeq and is a predicted model, not a curated record.
AAGGCCCAAACAUUUCACGGCGUCGUUUUCUUUUAAGAUCCCCGGCUGGCGUUGAUGGAGAUCUCUUUUUCGGCGGUUGAAAACCUUUGAAAAAUUGAAUUAUGGAGAAAUCGACCUCGUCGGCGACUCAACUCACUGAACCUUCUCCUCCUCCUCCUCCUCCUACUGCUACUUCAUCUCUUCCAGCACAGGUUUCUCCGCUUCCUACAUCUGCAGAUCAGAGAUCAGCCGAGUUACCUUCUCCGGCGUUUACUCCCGGGACCACGGCUCAGCCUCCGUCGACGGUUUCCAUGGAUCCGUCGCCGCAGAGGGGAAGAAAGCGAGCGCUGGAGACGAAUCUUCGGAUCGAAAACUCCAACUACUACAAGAUGCGUCUCCUUCUCAAAGAUCUUCGCCCUCACGUUCUCGAGGUUUUACGAACUCCAGACUUCAGGAACUCUAAGGCAGCUUUCGAGAUUCAAGAAAAGAUGAAGCACAUGCUUCAACUGUACCAAGAGAUGAUUGGAGGAUCACCCAAACGUGAGAAAACUGCUAAGACCGAGUCUUUAUCCAACGGAAAGGCCAUUAGUGAAACACCUCAAACUACUACUGCACUGAGAUCAUCUGAGACGAGCUAUGCCCAAACCGAGAAGCUCAACACUCUUAAAUAUGGCGACAAGGUGGUUGGAGGGUCGGCAUUUGGCUGGAACUUCAUUACCGGAGGAGGCACAGACCCUGUUUACUGUGGUAUGUCUAAGGAAGACUACAGAAGCUCUCACCCAAUUCUCCAAGCGGAGGCAGAGGUUGAGCUGCACAAGACAUUAUAACCAUUGUUUUGCUUUCUGCAUCUGUUUGUUAAUGGAGUUUGUAUAAUAUUCUCUUGGUGUCCAUACAUCCCAAGGUCUUAUGUACCAACUGAAAACAAUGGAUUAGCGUCUGCCUUGUUUAAGUUUUA